Messenger RNA from Dicentrarchus labrax (European seabass), 3468 nucleotides. RefSeq names its product caveolae associated protein 4b (gene cavin4b). The record is from RefSeq and is a predicted model, not a curated record. NCBI's taxonomy places the organism in Eukaryota, Metazoa, Chordata, Actinopteri, Moronidae. Gene Ontology annotation, cellular component: caveola; cytoplasm. Gene Ontology annotation, biological process: regulation of gene expression. The transcript has 2 exons. The coding region runs from base 348 to 1271 and encodes 307 amino acids.
AGGGUCAACUUCCAGUUGUAGAGGGGUGAUCCGGUAGUCCUCCUCCUUUCUCCCAUUCUCCUUCCAGAGGAGGUUUCUAUUCCUCCUUCCCUUGAACUCCCUCUCUUUCCUUGGAACCUCCGUUGCCUUAACCUCCAUUCUUCUUUCUUCUGUGGCUUUGAUUUUCCCUUUUCCUUUCAAAGUCUAAGAGCAACAGAUCUUUCCGGAGCUCCUUUUCGUCCUUCCUACUCUUCCUCUCCACUUCUUCUCUUUAACAUUUGGAUCACUGGGUACUAGGUAACAGUCAAUCAACCAAGCAACUAGAAGACAAGUCAGGAGCUGGUGAAUAAGAGAACCGAUAAGCAAGUAUGACAGACAAAACGGGAGGCGGAGAUGAUGCCGGAAGCAUCAUGGCGUUGCUGGAGCGCGUUGCGGGCCUCAUGGACAGCGUCCAGACUACGCAGCAGCGAAUGGAGGAGCGUCAGGUGGAGCUGGAGAACACGGUAAAGACCAUCCAGGCUGACGUUGUCAAGCUGACUAACGACCACGCCAACACCAGUUCCACCGUCGACCGUCUGCUGGAGAAGACACGCAAGGUCAGCCGCCACAUCAAGGACGUCAGAGUGCGUGUGGAGAACCAGAACAUCAGGGUGAAGAAGGUGGAGGCCACCCAGGGAGACCUCCUGGCCAAGAACAAGUUCAGGGUGGUCAUUUAUCAGGGUGACCAGGAGGUGAAGGCUGUCACACCAGGCAACGAACCAGCAGAACCUAGCAGCAGCAGCGGCGCCAGAGCCGAGGUGGAACCGGACAAGUUUGAGCUUCCUCCAGAGUCGGAUGAGGAGUACAUGGUGGUGGAGGAGGCAGACUCCUCAUCAGCCGGCCGCAUGAAAAAGACCGGGCUGACACGCAUUGAGAGCUUCAAAGCUACCUUCUCCAAGGAGAACAUGAGCAAGACCCGCGAGAACCUGGGCACCAAGGUCAACAAGUUUGGUGAGCGCAUCGUGACAGCUGAGAGGCGUGAGAAGAUCCGCCAGUCUGGUGAGAGGCUGAAGCAGUCGGGUGAGAGGCUGAAGGAGACCAUCACCAAGAGCGUCCCAGCAAAGCUCAAUCUGAAGAAGGAGAGGACUGUGGCAGAGGGCCAGGAAGGAGCUGAGGGCGCCACAGAGGGCGCCGUUCCCGUCCCUCCGCCCAAAGGCCGCAAAGGCAGUCCUGAAGCCGCCAAGGCGGCUGACGAUGAGGGCAAGCCGGAGGAAUCUGAGGUGCCAAUGUACGAUAUGAAGCAGCUAUCGUAAACCGUGAGACAGUGACAAGAUCUGGGCCGUUUUCUUUUGGACCACUGAGACCACACAGAUGGAAUGAACGUUAAGUUUUUAAAGGUUGCUGCUACCAAGCAAGAGUGCAAAUAAUGAAGAUUAACAUUUGUUUGAACGUUGUUGAAGGAAGUGAGAGGGAACAGGCCGGUCACAGAUCCAAUCUGACUGAACAUCAAGACAACAACCAAACAGAUUGCUGAAAUCACCGCGGUUAUUUCAUAUGCAGUUACGUAUGUUCUGGUCAUUUAUUAUCAAAUCAGCAAAUAUAUAUAUAGUAUUUUUUUUGUUUUGUGUUCAAUAUACACUGACUUUGGGAAAAUAAAUGAACAAAGUGUUCAGAGUUCAGAACUUCUUCCCAGGACAUUUCCCAAUAUCACUCUGCUGCUGUUGACUUGUUUUUUGCAUGUUGGUGAGAUUGAAAUGUUGGAUGAUAAAGCUAUAACAGAGUUAUAGUACGUUCAGUUCUGUGAAAUGUUUGGAGAAAAAGUGAUAAAAGAGUUUUGGAUUUUCAUUAUUCAUUUGGAUUUCAUUAUAGGUGAAAUAAUUAAAGUCUUUCACUGGGGAUUGACUUGAAUAAACUGGACUUAAAAACAAAAAAAUGUCUGUUUGGCAGCAACAAUCAGGAUGAGAGGUUCUUUGUUCCUGUAGAGGUCUUCACAAGUCCAAAAGUCUGGACCUCUACUACAUAUAUAUCGACACACAGACCUGAGAUCCACUGAAAAAGAAUGACAACCUACCCGGACCCAGUUAGAUAUAGAAAGUAAUUUGGAUCUGUCCACAGACUACAAAGACCACUCAUAAAUGGAAAUUGUAUUGACCACUUUGACUGCCAGUUUAUAGCAGAUUUAAACUGAGUACGACAUGAAAAUCUAUGUUUGAUAGAACACUUACUAAGACAGAAAAUCACAGAUGCGUUAGCGAGCUGAGGACCUUUGAAAGUGGCACUAAAUAAAACCCCAGGAAUAUUCUAUUCUAUAUAUACAAGAUAUUCUUUACCACUAGCCAGGGAACCAGUUCUGGAUCCGGUCGGGCCAAUCACUACUGUUUUAUCUAAUAUGGGGCAGGUUUGAUACAAUGACUGUACAGAGAAGAGCAACUUUAUUGGCAGUUGACAUUUUCGUACACAACCAAUUUGUUGGAGGCUGAUGUGUGACUGUUUCUGUUGAAUCCUCUAUCACGUCAGUAUUACACGACCUGUGUGGUAGAUUUUCUCUAUAAAACUACAGAUAAAGCUUUUGUUAAAGAAAGAUGUGUUUGCCAUACUUUCAAUUGGAUUUGGUAAGUUUAAUUUGCCAACUUAGGCAGAGGUGUGGUCAAAACAUACAAAUGAGGGGGAUAAGACCCCUUGUGGCACCGAAGAUGAACUGUGAAGGACGAUGCCACUUCAUCACCCUUUUAUGAAAAUACAUAUACAUUAAAAUUGUUGAUUGAAUAAUAAAGAUCUAAAUAACGUAUUAAUUACUAUUUAAACUGUGUAUUGUAUAGUGUGUUAGUGUUACUUGUGUUUGAGUGAGAGAACUGUUUCGUAGCUACAGUUUUAAUUAGCAUUUAGUCAUUAAAGGUCAGAAUUCCUGAUUAAUUUGAAAGGAAAUUAAGUUUCUGUGUAAACAGAGUUGCUAAUAAAAUUCUGGUAGUUUUAUUUUGGAGCAGGCAGACACUUUCAUUUGGUAUUUUUCCCCCACAUUUUCAGUUUUCCUGUUAUUUUAGAGCAGUUGGGUAACUUUUUUAGCAAAGCUGCAAACUGGAGCAUAAAAAUCAUAAAAAAACGUAUCUUUGGCUGUGAGAACAGCUCAUGUCAUCAUGCUGAAAAUAAAGCUAAUGGGAUUUUCACCUGACAGCAGUGAUGUAACGGCAUUGUUGCUGAUGUUUAUUCUGUAACAUAUUUACAGUAUUGUUGGUGUUCUUAGCAUUCGUUAGUGAGUGACUGCAUGGCUGUAGUUUGUCAGAGAUAUUAAAGCAGGUUUGUGUUUGACUCAUGUUAUAAAAGUUCACUUGAAUUAUUUCUGUAACCAAUGUGAAGUCUGUUCUUCAAUAAUUAGUCAGUGAAUUAAAGAUUUUUAAUUUACUUUAAUGUCAUUAGAUAAUCUGUUACAGCAGCUGGUAAAAAUACAUAGCUUAUGAUCGCGCAAGCUUGAUUUAAAUUAAAGAAACAAUGUUGGAUUCCUCUGAAUAUUAA